Molecule: messenger RNA, 3363 nt
Organism: Penicillium hordei
Lineage: Eukaryota; Fungi; Ascomycota; Eurotiomycetes; Eurotiales; Aspergillaceae
Exons: 7
Coding region: 1-3363 (1120 amino acids)
Molecular function (GO): GTPase activity; GTP binding
Source: RefSeq, a predicted model, not a curated record
AUGAGUUCCAGUCUUGAAGCUAAGAUCGUUGUGCUCGGAGCACAGGGGGUGGGAAAGACUGCGCUCGUGGAGAGAUACUGUAAAAACACCUUCAACCCCGCAGCGGCUUCAACCAUCGGCGCGUCGUUCGUGACGAAGCGCGUCCUCGAUUCCACCUCCGAUACAAUAGUGAGAUUGCAGAUAUGGGACACAGCUGGACAGGAGAGGUUUCGCAGCAUGUCGAGACUUUAUUACAGAGGAGCCCAAGCAGUGCUCCUGUGCUAUGAUAUCACCGACCAAAGCAGCUUCCAAGAAAUGGCCGGUUGGCUACGCGAACUGCGCAAAAACAUCACCCCCAGCGACGACGGCACAGACUCCCUCAUCAUCCAUGUCGUAGGCACAAAGUCCGACAUUGUCGCCGAAGACCCCUCCCGCCGCCGCGUCCCCUUCGAACACACAAUCGACUACGUCGCCGAACAACUCUACCCAACCCAAGCCUCAACCCCACCACCAACUGCAACAGGAAGCAUGGGCGGGCUAGUCUUUGGAACCUCUGUCUUUGGAGGCAGUGGCGGAAGCACAUCGAACGCUAGCGCCAGCGCCGCUGCCCUACAGAGUCCAGACUCGAAACGUAGUUCGGCAUUCUGGGGGCAGGAGAUUGGGUGGGAUUGCUGUCAUGAGAUCAGCGCGCGGGAUGGCGAGGGAAUUGAUGAGGUUUUCCGCGUUAUCACGCGUAAGCUGGUUGAACAGCGCAAUCGACGCGAUACCGAGCUGGCUAUGUCGAUUGCUGGUACGUCCAUGGCGAAUGGAGUUGUCGGACCUCUUAACCCUGGGGUUGUGGAGGGUACUGGGAGUUUCCGGCUCGGUCAUGGUGAUAACAGGAGGAGUUGGAUGGGGUUGGGGGCAGCAGCUGUCAAUGUCGAUGGUGCUGAGGAGGAGCGGGUUAUACUUGUCUCCGCCUACAGCGAUGGAGCGAGUAUGUUUACUGCCAUUAGAAAGAAAUACCACGAGCGCCAGUCCACCCGGGAACUAGAACGGUCUCUCGCACGUGGCCGGACCGAGAUUCAAACCCGGUUUGAUCUGCACAAUCAAGAGCUUGGCUACCGAUACGAGCGAGGCGACUCGAUCGCUCGUGAGCAUAUGAAAGAUAUCAUCAUCACACUACAGGGGGCUUUGCUAAGACACCUCCGAGAGGCGCAGGAGCAGGGGACCACUCCAGAUCUGAUGGCGUUGCAGAUAGAGUCCGACCAGGGCCGCGUUCGCACGCUCGUCAUUUUGGGGGACUUGUACCAGCGUCUGUCGAGGCCGUCGCCUGUUCCACCGUCUGUUUCCAUGUCCAUCGAUCCAAACUAUCACAUGAUGAAUUCGUAUGGCCGUGGAUAUUCCCCUAAUGGCCCGGACAGGUACCGGCCACCUCACACACCGGAGAUGGAGUACUUCUUCGGUGGAUAUCCUACCUCACCAGCCAGUUAUUCACGAGGUCAGAUCCUACCAGAGGACGUCUGCGCCUCACCAACGGACACACUGGGAACAUCGAGAGAGUAUGGGACUUCAAGCCCAAAACCUCGUAGGCGGUCAUCAGGCUUUGGCUCAGUUGUGAGUAGUAUGGGCGACUGGUUCCAUCCCCGCCCAGGCCGCGGGAGAACACCAUCUUUUCCGUCAUCAGCACCCGAGCCCGCAUAUAUCCCACAAACCAGAGUAUACACCGCAGUGUCACCAUCGACAUCAGAGCCGAUUCCGGAAUUCGAUGUUAGACCAGCCACGCCAAGUAUACCCAAGUCGCGACCAACCUCGAUACCACACGAUGUCUUAGGGGGGAACCCAUGGAAGCACGAAAACCUCAUAAACUCCGACGACGAAGACGCCAUCAGGCAUGCUCCAAUCAAAGAAGAAAAACGCCACCUCUCGCCCAUCUCCGCAUCCACGCAACCACGCCACGAUUCUCUCUCCGCAACCUCAACCGCCUCCACAGACUCCACCCCGUCAAACCCCUCUACUCGAAGUAGCACAGACCGACCAACCCAAGCAAUCCGACCUCUUUGGCCACCUAGCGAAACGAACAACUACCUGGGCUUCUGUAAAGGCGCGUGGAAAGUGCACACGGGAUUCCGAGGAUUCAAAAUCUACUCCGAGCCCGGGACGGGAUAUUUUACGCAACAGUCGUGGUUGCGGUGCACGAAGUGCGCUUUCGAAGCACCCAUGAGCCCGAAGAGUUCCAGCCACAACCCACUAUUCGAGGAAAGCGUGCGUACGCACAGAGCUAGUGGUAUCCGAUAUCGAUUCGAGUUCUUGGCGAAAUCCCACGUGCCCUGUAAGCGAGACCCUGCAUUGCAUUUUAAUUCUAAUGCUCCUCGUGGCACAUUUUGCUGUCUCUUUUGUUGUGCGAUGGCACAGGAGUCAACUCAGGUAUAUGGAAAUCUGGACAUCUUUAUGGCGCAUCUGGCAAAAUAUCACUGGGCGGUUGAGAGGGAAGCGUUAGCUGUGUUGCCUAUCCUGGUCAACCGCAGUUUAAAGAGCAAAGGUGAAUCACUUCAGGAUCUAUGGCACUUCGAUACCGGAUCCUUCCGCACAUCCCUCCGACCAAAACUCCAAUCUGAUACAGGAUCGCAACGGAAAUGGCGGGUUGCAUCGGAUAAUAAGCCCGCCCUGGUUUACCAGACCACCGAGAUCGUGGUCCCCAACCAGGGUGCUAUUGUGAUGGCCAAACGCAAGGAGGAAGAUACCGCUUGGGUCGGAGCGGAACUGGCAGAAUGGCGCAGCGUCAUUUACACCGUCGACGAUAUCAAUGCCCCGACACAUACCCCGAAGAACAAGGGUCGCGAGGCUCUCCCCUACCUCCAAUACCUGAUCGACCACUACGAUGACCUUCCUGACGUCGUGGUCUUCCUGCACAGUCACCGCGACGGUGUAAUCGCCGGCUGGCAUAUCGACACCAUGGAUUACAGCAAUGUGGACUCGGUGCGCGCAUUGCAGAAGGAAUUUGUGCAACAAGCAGGCUUUGUCAACUUGCGUUGCCAAUUGAGCCCAGGAUGUCCCUCUGCCAUCCAACCAUUCCGUCAACCUCCGAAUCCCGAAAGCCAGGGCGAGGCACACUACGCUGCUGCCUGGAAAGAGCUGUUCCCCGGCGAGCCGGUGCCCCGCGAAAUCGCCGCCCCGUGCUGCUCCCAGUUCGCCGUUUCCCGAGAGCAGAUUCUCCAGCGCCCCCACAGCGAUUAUAAGCGCAUGUAUGACUGGGUGAUGAAUAAUGACCUGCCGGACGAGGCUACCUCCAACAUUAUGGAGUAUUCAUGGCACAUCAUUUUCGGCAAGGACCCUGUCUUCUGCCCUGAUUUGUUCCAAUGCUACGCAGAUGUCUACGGCGAAGAAGUCAUCUUUAACUACUGA